UCCUUUUUUUUCCUCGCAGUUUUUGCUCCUAUAGCCUCCACUGAUCAGUGAUUGGACUGCCACCCAUUUGAAGCUCGCAGACAUAGUAUAGGUAAUUAUUUUUCAUAGAUGCACCCCGUCUUGUGCGUCAACCGUACGUCACACUAUAGGCCUAAUGGCCAGCCGUACAACAACAGUGCUGGUGUGGAUGGAGGAAAAAAAACAAAAACGCGAAAUGCUCUCACCCAAUGCAUGCAACACAAGAGUUUGAAAUGCAUAGUUGUUUUUUUCUAGUCGCGAACAUAAUUUGACUCAACUUCCAGAUCGUGAAGCCUUAACAAGCCUGCAGCAUUGUUUUAGGAUUUCAUGCAUGAUUCUUUAUAAUGUCCUUUAAAGACAAUUGGUCGUGGGUAUAUCUCGCAGUGUAAGUCGCCCAUAAACCUGAUCCAAGUGCUGGCUGUGUGAGGGGGGACAUGCGCUCGUCCUCGGCGUUAAUCGAUAGACGCAUGCAGGUAGCCUUCCUCCCUACACACGCAGCAGCAUCACCACGCAUCCUUUACUCCACUGUGCGCUCUCUCUUAUUUUCCUCCCCAUCACCACACUGAGGAGAGAAACCCGCUCGUGGUGGUGGGCCCUUUUGCUUUUCAUCUUUAAACAUCUGGAAGAGCCCGUGUUUGUUUUUACAAGGCAGGGGCGUUUGUGGCCGAGGAAGAGGAGGGAGACAGCAGCAGCAGCAGCAGCAGCAGCAGCAGGACGGAGCACUUGACACCUUUGCUUCACGACAUCGAUAUGCAGUAGUGUGAUAGCAGCUCUGCGGAGACGGGAAGGCCAGUCCAUGGCAUCUUGAUAUUAAAACCGUGGGCUCUGCGCAUUCCUCGCCGUCUUUUUCCCCCCUCCUUCUGCGGAUUAACUUGGCCAGAUUUACAUUCAGAGAGGGGAGGAAAUCUGACCAAUAAUCCAAUUUGAGCAUUGAGAUUCUGUUUUGGUGGGAUUUCAGUGGACCUGCGAUGGACUCCAGCGCGGGGGAAUAUGGCAUGGCUCGUCUCGGAUUGUUUUUGGUUUUUUUCACGGGGCUGAUGUGGAGAUUUAGCGAUGCUUGCCCCGCAUCAUGCACUUGCAGCAUCUCAAGGAUUGUUUGUAUUGAUUCCGUGCCGGGGCUCGAGGAUUUCCCCGUGCUCACGUUAGAUGACAUGGAAAACAUCACGGAGAUAUACAUUGCAAAUCAAAACAGACUGUUUGACAUCAAUGACAACAGUCUGAGGCACUACAUCAACCUCAGAAACCUAACAGUGAUGAAUACGAGGUUGUCGUCUAUAACGUCAGACGCUUUUUUCAACAAUACAAGACUCCAAUAUGUAAAUCUCAGAGAUAAUAACCUAUCAACGCUUUCAUGGAGGACAUUUCAAAACUUUAACGCAUCUUUACCGCUCCUGCUGUACGGGAACCCUCUGGAUUGUGUUUGUGAGAACUUGUGGAUCAAACUGCGGCUCCUGGAGGAAAGCGACAGUCCAGAUCUGAGAUGCACGGACGACAGAGGAGUGACACUAGCCUUCGCCGCACUCAACCCACCCGACUGUGAGGUUCCCAGAGUAGAGGUCACCCCGAGGAGCGUGAAUUUGAUGCAGGGGAGUAACGUGGAAGCUAUCUGCAGCGCCUCAGGCUCGCCUCCUCCUGAGAUCCUGUGGAACCUCGACAUGCUCUCUACACAGCACGAGAUCGAGCCGUCGGAUAUGGAGAGCAGAAUCACUCUGUCAGACCUGUCUCCUGAUGAUAAUGGCAGGGUGAUCGUAUGCAGCGCUGAGAACAUGGUUGGUCUGACCGAGGCCACACUGCAGCUCAAUAUUCUCUUUGCCCCCAUCAUCCAGCAGCUGCUGGCGCCCGAGCGGGACCACCACUGGUGCAUCCCCUUCAGCGUGACCGGGAACCCCAAGCCCGACCUGCAGUGGUACCACGAGAAUGUGGCCCUCCUAGAGCAGGACUUCAUCCGCACCAUGAUCCACCUCUCCACCGAGAGCGAGUACCACGGCUGCCUGCAGCUGGUCAACCCCACCCACAUCCACAACGGCGUGUACAGGCUGGUGGCCAAGAAUAAGUACGGCCGCGACGAGAAGAAGGUGUCUGCGCAGUUCAUCGACCCGCCCGACAUUGGCCACACAGCUGAAGACCACUUCUACUACUACACGACUGACUCACCGCUCCCUCCAAUGGACGACAGUGUUGCAGUGUACGUGGUGAUGGGGAUCAUAGGUGUUGUCCUGACCAUCUGCGUUCUGAUGGUGAUCAUACUGAAAUACGGAAGAAACUCCAAGUUUGGAAUUAAAGGCUCCUCCUCAGUCAUCAGUAAUGAUGAUGACUCCGCCAGCCCUCUUCAUCACGUCUCCAAUGGCAACAACACCCCGUCGUCCUCGGAGAUGGGUCCAGACGCGGUGAUCAUCGGGAUGACAAAGAUUCCUGUCAUCGAGAACCCGCAGUACUUCCGUAACUCGGGCAGCAUGCUGAAAUCCGACACGUUUGUCCAGCACAUCAAGAGACACAACAUCGUGCUGAAGCGGGAGCUGGGAGAGGGAGCCUUCGGGAAAGUGUUUCUGGCUGAGUGCUACAACCUGGUACCAGACCAGGAGAAGCUCCAUGUGGCGGUCAAGACUCUUAAAGAGGCUAACGAGAGCGGCCGAGCAGACUUCUACAGAGAGGCCGAGCUCCUCACAAACCUGCAACACGACCACAUCGUCACUUUCUAUGGAGUCUGCGUGGAGAGCGACCCGCUCAUCAUGGUGUUUGAAUACAUGAAACACGGGGACCUAAACAAGUUCCUAAGGUCUCACGGUCCUGAUGCAGUGCUAAUGGCAGACGGUCAACACAGCAUCCUGGUGGAGCUCACCCAGUCCCAGAUGCUGCACAUUGCCCAACAGAUUGCUGCUGGCAUGGUCUACCUGGCCUCCCAGCACUUUGUCCACAGAGACUUGGCAACCAGGAACUGCCUGGUCGGGGAAAACCUGCUGGUCAAGAUAGGAGACUUUGGCAUGUCCAGAGACGUCUACAGCACAGACUACUACAGAGUGGGCGGUCACACGAUGCUGCCUAUCCGCUGGAUGCCUCCAGAGAGCAUCAUGUACCGGCGGUUCACCACAGAGAGUGAUGUGUGGAGUCUUGGGGUGGUGCUGUGGGAGAUCUUCACCUACGGAAAGCAGCCCUGGUACCAGCUCUCCAACAAUGAGGUGAUCGAGUGCAUCACACAGGGCCGGGUGCUGCAGCGGCCCCGCACCUGUCCUAAAGAGGUGUACGACCUGAUGCUGGGCUGCUGGCAGAGGGAGCCCUACAUGAGGCUCAACAUCAAGGAGAUCCACAGCAUGCUGCAGAGCCUCGCAAAGGCCUCGCCAGUCUACCUGGACAUACUGGGCUGAUGCAUCUGUGUUCCUGUAUGUACUCUGCGUGCAAGUGUGUGUGGACGAGUUCAAUGUCUGGGUCGAGGAGGAAACUAAAAGCUGUGUGAUUGUGAGUGCCUGCGUGUGUGUGUGUGUGUGUGUGUGUGUGUGUGUGUGUGUGUGUACAGAACCUGGCUGUAAAUGUUCCUGUAAAUGCUAUCGUCCUUCGUCCUCAUCGCAUUGAGAAAAGCCUUAAAUUUUCUGUGAUUUUAUUUUUGUUUUAUUUUCUUCUUUUGAUUUGCAGACAUUACCGAGGCAUGUUUCAUUAAAUGGAAACCAAAAUGCAUACAGGAUUUAUGUAACGUUAUCCAAACAAUCAACACUCGUACAUGUUGGAGGCAUAAAAA
Molecule: messenger RNA, 3748 nt
Organism: Labrus mixtus (cuckoo wrasse)
Lineage: Eukaryota; Metazoa; Chordata; Actinopteri; Labriformes; Labridae
Gene: ntrk2b
Product: neurotrophic tyrosine kinase, receptor, type 2b
Exons: 18
Coding region: 987-3380 (797 amino acids)
Biological process (GO): trans-synaptic signaling by neuropeptide, modulating synaptic transmission; multicellular organism development; protein phosphorylation
Cellular component (GO): axon; signaling receptor complex; plasma membrane
Molecular function (GO): brain-derived neurotrophic factor receptor activity; brain-derived neurotrophic factor binding; ATP binding
Source: RefSeq, a predicted model, not a curated record